Molecule: messenger RNA, 1056 nt
Organism: Aphanomyces invadans
Lineage: Eukaryota; Oomycota; Saprolegniomycetes; Saprolegniales; Verrucalvaceae
Exons: 4
Coding region: 1-1056 (351 amino acids)
Source: RefSeq, a predicted model, not a curated record
AUGGGCGACUCGAAUGCGGUCACGGCGAGGCUGCGCAUGCGCACGUUUCGCGCGAAUCUCAAAUCCGACGCCCACAAGCUCCAAGUCGAGAUCGAGUACCUGGAAAAGAAGCUGGAGCGCCUUCGACAGGCGCCGCCGUCCACUCGAAGCUAUCGUGCACCGUUCGCGAUGGCCACCGAUGUGCUCCUGUCGCACUCGAACCGCCUGCGCAAACACGUCGAAGCGCGCACGCGGCUCAUUCGCGAGCUUGCAGUGUGGCUGUCCGCGCAGCGGCCCCUCCCUGCCAACUUCUCGCGGUCGUCGUGGAUGGAAACAACGCUCGUGGCCGACCCGGUGUGCAGACGCCAGGGGUACCGAUGGCUCACCGAGAGAGCGCUCCACAUGGCCGUGCUGCAGCAUCCGAAUCACUCGUUCCAAGGGGACGACCAGGUCACAAUCACACUGCACACGUCGCCCGUCGACGGUGGCACUUGGCGCGACGAAGCGAACGAGGUCGUCGACGGCACGAGCUCGCGCGUGCAGGUCACUGUGUUUGCCAGCAUCGACAAGGUGGCCAAGGGGUACUGGAAGCUCUUUACGCAAGGCAUUGCGUCGUCGCCCAUGGUCGAGUGGGUCGACAGCGACUUGGUGUACUUUCACUCGAUCAAUCCGUUCCUCGGCACGUCCAAGCAGUCUAUCUUGCGCCGGUUCGACCCGUCCCCCCGCCAAGUCGUCUUUACAAUCGUCAACGUUUCCCACGACGAAAUCGUUCCGCUGACCGACGGCCAGAUGCGGACGCAUGGCGUGAGCUGCAUGAUCCUCGACGAAGUGUCGACCGGGAUCACGCUCGUCCGGUCGACCGACUUGGCGCUGGCGCCGCUCACGUGCGAUGGCAAAGCGUCGUUGGAAACGAUGGGCAUGCUCCUCGGGGUCCCUCCUCGACUCGGAAACGACUCACCCACGGUGUACUUGGAGAAAAUUCGCUCGGCCGUCGAUUCGUACCAGAUCGACCAAGUCGGAUUUCGCAUUAUGGUCACCAACCGCGUCGUCGCUGACGUCGAAGCCGAGCGUACGUGA